AUGCCUGAGCAAUUUCUCACUCCAUUCGUCACUCCAGACCAGAAGAGGAGCUUCCCAAAAGCCGUGAUUGAGGCCAUUUUUCGGAGCUCAAAACUCAGAGCUAAAGUCAAGCAACUAAGACGGGCUUUGUCUGUCAAAAAGAAAUCAGUUGACCUUUGCUGUUAUUCACCUAUUAUUUCUAAGAGCGGAGAUUGCCAUGGUAGUUAUGAUCUGCAAGCAUCCCCACUUGCCUUAACACAGUCAACUUCCGGUCAGAGAGAGUCACCAGCGGAAACUGUAAACCGUCCUGAAAGUGCGAUGAAAUCGCUGUCAACCACUGAUCUGACUGAAACCUUUGACAAAAUGGCAGUCGACGCGGACAUUUACACGCAGAAGUAUAACAAGUUGCAGGGGAUAAACUUGAGAAAGCGAUGCCAUUCCUUUCAGCAUGACAGAACGGCCACAUGUGUUGUUGAGCUCUUCCCAGACGAAAACAUCUGUGAAAGCAUAAGUUCCAAACAGGUGGCCAGGCAUCACUACACUGACAGCAGCAAGCUGGUGAGAGACUUGACGGAAAAUUGCAAAACUGAACUAGACAAAGCAAGAGUUCUCUUCAAAUGGAUGAUUGCCAUGGAGCAGAAAAAUGCAAGUAAAAAACCACAGGGUGGUCCAAACGUCAUCGGACAUGGAGGGGUUCAAUGUCAGAUACUUUUCAACAAUCUCUGCAGACAAGCCGGAAUGCAUUCAGAAAUCAUCGUGGGAUACUCAAAAGGGGCCGGUCACAGACCCGGCAUGCCCCUUGAUCACAAGUCACACAGGAACUCCUGGAACGCUGUUGCUGUUGACGGUACGUGGAGGUUCGUCAAUUGCACGUGGGCCGCUCGUCACAUGACAGGAAGUGAAAAGAGUUCAUCUCGGCUUCUACACAAAUAUGACGAGUUCUAUUUUCUCACUGACCCCGAGGAACACAUUUAUCAGCAUUUUCCUGAUGACCCAAAGUGGCAGCUUCUCGAUAAGACACUGAGUUUUGAGGAAUUCACCAACUUGCCGUCUGUGAAGUCACCAUAUUUCAAGCAUGGCCUGCAGUUUUCUUGUGUCACACCCUCCCUACUGAAAACGGAAAAUAAUUCCGUUGAAAUAAAACUAGAUUCAUUGGACCAUUUGAAUGUUGAGUCACGACUGGAAAUGUGCGAGUCACCGCGUGAACAGGUUAAAAACCAUGUGCUUCAGCGCCGUGUUGGGAGCCAGAUUAUUUUGACAGUUGUGCCACCACAGCCGGGAUCUUACUACCUGUCCGUGUACGCCGGGGAUAGCUGCACAUCUGAUGUGUUGGAGUGUGUCUUCUGCCUUCGUAUUCUGCACGCUCCAGUUUGUGUGUAUGCGGAGUCACCUAAAUCGACUGCUUACCCACCCGUGUCAACACUGGGAUCAACUCCACUGAUGUCCACACUGGGUGUGUCCACAAACUCACACCACGACCCUCUAGUCAACAUGGUGAACAACACCAUUCUAAUUGACUUUAACGUCAGAGACGAUAUAAAGUUCACGCAUACGCUUCAGUACUAUGACAGUGAUGGCGACUCCCUCUUGGACAUUGACAGGUACGCCUUUCCUACAAUCAGGACACACUCUGACCUGUCUUACUCCGUGGCUUGUCCCAGAAAAGGCUCCUACAUCUUUAGUCUGUACGGAGCCACCAGAGACUCCAACACGUAUGACUGUCUGUUCCAAUACCUACUCGUGUGCUCUUCAGAUAACCUCAGUUAUUUGAGCUUCCCCAAAUCUUACAACAGUUGGCGUGACAGCUCAUUGGUAUCCCCUUUGCACGGAGAACUUGUACAGGACACGGAAUACACAUUCGGCCUGAGUGUGAAGAAAGCUUUAAAGGUCUUCGUUGUCAUCGGUUCGGAGAAAUAUCCAUUACAGAAGGUGGAGGACAGCGAGUGGUUUGGAAAAGUUUUAACAGGAGAUGCUUCGCCCAUUGCCACUGUCAUAGCCGAAUAUAUGUCUGAGACUGGAAAUCCCUUUUUCAAACGACUGUUGGAAUAUGAUAUCCUCUAA
Liolophura sinensis is the source of this 2040-nucleotide messenger RNA. RefSeq names its product kyphoscoliosis peptidase-like. The record is from RefSeq and is a predicted model, not a curated record. The coding region runs from base 1 to 2040 and encodes 679 amino acids. NCBI's taxonomy places the organism in Eukaryota, Metazoa, Mollusca, Polyplacophora, Chitonida, Chitonidae. The transcript is spliced from 5 exons.